This is a messenger RNA of Phascolarctos cinereus (koala), 2474 nucleotides long. RefSeq names its product transmembrane protein 263-like. The record is from RefSeq and is a predicted model, not a curated record. Lineage: Eukaryota; Metazoa; Chordata; Mammalia; Diprotodontia; Phascolarctidae.
CCGGCUUCUCGACGUCAUUUCCGCUUCCCCGCCUCCGGCCUCUUUCCGCGGGGGUCCAGAGGGUGUGAAGGAGGAGCGGAGCUGGGGAAGCGGGAGCGCGACCAGCCCCCCGGGCCCCGCCCCAGCCCCAGCCCGGCCCUGCCCGGCCCGGCCAACCCUCCCCUGCCGGCGCGGCGACCCCGCCCCGAGAGCCCAGCAUGAAAGAGCAGAGCCCAGAUGAGGAGAUGGUCGAAGAGGAUAUGGAAACCCCUGUGGAGGAGCUGCCGUCGCACCUGCGGGAAGAUCCCCACGAAGAUUUGAAAAAAGCCCCUGAGCAGCUGGAAGAGCAAGGAGGGGUGAUCUGGAGAAUGACAGGUGGCCUCUUCAGUAUCACCAAGGGCGCUGUGGGGGCCACUCUAGGAGGUGUCGCCUGGGUGGGGAGCAAGAGUCUGGCGUUCACCAAGACAGCUGUGACCACGGUGCCCACUGCCGGCAUGGGGCUGGUGAAGGGCAGCGUGUCUGCCGUGAGCAAUGGCGUGGGGGCGGUGGGCUCUGCCAUGGCCGGGAAGGUCCCUUUCACCACCAGGAAGAAAGAUAAGGCCGAUUAACUUCAGGGCAUGGCGAGAUCCUCAUCUGUCCCCAGGACUCCCUUUCUUCAGACAGAUGGGCCCAGCCCUCAUCUGGCCCAUGCACUGCUCCCCAGGCCACAGCUAGAAGCAGUUUCCUCUGUUCCCCCUCUGCCUCCACCACUUAGGCCUGCUAGGCUCAGGUCAGAUGUUGGCCACAGAUUUUCAUAGUGUCAUCCCCAGCCCUGAAGCUCCAUCUCUCAAGCUAGGCAGAGAAGAUGGUUCCCAGGGCCUCUGAGGGUGGCCUUCAGGGAGAUGUGGCAACCAAGGGGAAUGGGGUCCUGAAACAGACCAGGGUCAGCUGGAAAAGCAACCCAUAGAACCACAGCCGGCCAGAGCCCAGGGCUGCUUCUUCUGCCCACUUGGCUUAAACAUCACUGUUCUUGCCCCCAGCCAAGGCCAAAGCUUCCUUCUCCUUCAGCAUGGGUAGGACCAAGUUCUCUCCCAAUUCUCCCUAGCACCCACUUGUGGCCUCUAGACCUAGAGGCCAUAAAGUAUAGACUCCUACAAUUCCAGCACUGCACUGGGACCUUGGAGAGAUGGGGAAACUGAGUCCUACUGACCCCUCAGGGUGACCUUUCAUGGGACACAGGGAGCGGCAGCAUCAAACAUGGAUGGGCUAGGGUCUGAACUGAGCCCAACGCCAGCUGGUCCAAUGGGUGACCACAUCUGAAAGACAACCCAUAGAAUGUCAGCUCCCUGAGGGCAGGGACUCCCUCAUUUUUUGUCCUUCUGUCCCUAGUACCUGUCAUACAGUAGGCACCUGGGAAAUGAUUUUUGAAUGGAAUGGAUGGGAUUAGUGGCAGAGCCGGGGCCAGAACCCAAGUGUCCUACCUCCCAGGCCAAUGCCCCUCCUGCCACACUACAGCGGCUGCGCUCAUCUUUGCCUGCUGCCCAACUUGGAGCCAAGCACGUUGCAGCAACCCCAUAGUCUGCAUGCCUACAGAUUCCAUGGUUUCUUUAAUCACAAGGGUGGGGGGUUCUCCCUUACCCUUGAGUCCUGGAAUGUGACAAAGGAACAGGGCCCAAGACCCGGCCCCCAGGUUCUCAGAAAUGGCCAUUCUUUGGGUGGUGGAAUGGGGGGAGUGGGGGGAGAGGGGAAGGCUGACCUUUUCUGCCAGGUCAAGGCCAGUCACAUUGAAGGUGGGAGUUCCUAGUCACUAGGGGGCAGUAGAAAUGACUUCCCCAUGGCUAUCUUUAUCUGGCCUCUUCUGGCUCGCCUUGGACCAUGGGCAGGGCAAAGUUGGACAGUUCCAGAAGGGAUUCAGGCAUUUGUCUGGUGACCUAUGGAGAGCUGGAGAGGAGGGAAGAAGAACAGCUGAGCUUCACAUCUGAGCCAUCCUAAUUCUCCCCCCAGUGAUGUCACACAGGAAUAUCACCCCUCAGGGUCAUCCCCAUAACCUGGGCAACAUGAGAUUCUCCCAGCCUCCUGCCCAGAGAUGGUCCCACCGAGUCACACAGAAUCCCAGAGCCGGAAAAACCUCAGAUGUCAACCAGUCCUACCCAUGUCUGAACAAAAACCCCUCCCCAACUUAGGCCUGUCUCUCCAUCUUCUCACACAUGAAGCUCUAAUGCAAGAGUUUGAGCUCGCAGGAGAAAAGAGCUGCCCACCUAUGGUAGGACCUAGCUCAGGUGAGAAGUCUUCUCUGGAGCUGGCCGUCAGCCCUCUUCUUGUCCCUUCAAGUUCUCCAGAGCACUCAGAGGAACACGUCAAAGGCCUGACCCCAAGGGGAUCUGCUCUUCUCCUCCCUCAGCCCAGAAAAGGGGGGCAGUGUGGGGAUUCUGGCAAGUAUCCCAUUGCCUUGUGUUGGGGUGGGGUGGGAAGCAUCCAUGUAAUUUUAAUGACAAUAAAGUUUGAAAGUGAAGAUC